AUGAGUGAUUUACCGAAUAAUGAAUCCGAACAAUCAGCACAAAAUCCCGCUCCAAUUAAUGUGCCGGAGCCACGACCUUCCCGUCGUGCUGUGAACUUUCCUUCAUACAGGGAGGAUAACCUCGGUUCAACUUAUGAUCCGCCUGUAACGAUAGAAAGUCAAGAAGCGCACGGUGAACCAAGCGUGGAUAGAAUAAUUGCUAUUGAUACCGCAUUACAACCAAUUGAAGAAGAAGUUGAUCGUGUAUCUCCAUCCAUUGAAUCUUCAACAUUCCCAAAAAGGAUAAUAAAAAAGGAUCCACCAACAACCCCCACUUCUCGUAAAUUUCAUAGAUCUCGUAAUCAAAAUGAAAUUCCAUUUUCAUUUACUUAUACUCCAUCAUAUUCUAGCGAUAGGGUUCCUUGGAGUGCUUUAAGAAAUUAUAAUGAUAGACAUCAUAAUGAUAACUUGAUGACCGGAACCCCUUCAUCUACAACUCGGUUGGAUGAAUUCUUCCAUAGUGGUGUGAUUUAUGAUGAUCCUCGUUCCAUUUCUCCCGGUGAUGAAAGUUUGUUUAGUGUUAUAAUGGAUGAUGGUUCAUUACAAAGGAGAAGAAUUUCUUUAACUUCUGAACCUUCAAGAAAUUCUUUUUCUGAACAUACCCCGUUACUUCAUGGUUAUAAUGUUUCAGACUCCGAAGAAUCAAAUUAUGAUAAGAAUCAACACCAUAAAAACGAUAAAUCAUUAAAGGCAAAGGUUGGGAGAGUUAAAGAUUGGUUUCACGAAAAUACCUUUACACCAAAUCAAAAAAACAUCAUUAAAUGCGCGUUAGCGUAUUUUAUCGCGUCGUUGUUUACUUUUGUACCAAUAUUAAAUGAAUGGGCGGGAUUGAGAAAAUCACAAAAUUCUCAUUUAGUAGCAACGGUUGCAGUAUUUUAUAAUCCUGCUAAAACUGUUGGAGGAAUUUACGAGGCGGUCAUUUUUGCUCUCAUGGGUGGAUUAUAUGGAUCUUUGGUUGGUAUUGGUAGUAUGGCUUGUGCUGUUUGGUUUAACGAUCAGGGUUAUAAUACUUUGGGACAUAUUGUAACCGUUGUAUUUUGGUGUGGUGGAAGUAUGUUUAUUGUGGCCUUUCUUAAAGCCAAACUGAAUAAACCAAGCUUUAAUAGCGCAUGUUCUCUCGCGAAUAUUAUCAUAUUUGUAGUUUUAACCAAGGAGGGGGCAGCUUAUUUAGUAUGUAUCUGGCCGAUUAGUGCUAGUAAGAAAUUAAAGACAGAGAUCGGGAAUACUUUAGGAUCCUUUAACCUCCUUUUAAAACUUCUUACCAAGACCUUCCUCAUUGAUGAUAUUCAUUACACAGACAAAUCGGUUCAAUCCGCGAUUGCAUCGUACAGGGCAUCGUUCACAUCCCUAAAAGCAUCGCUUUAUCAAGCGUCAUUUGAGGUUCAUAAUCGGAAUAUGCAAUCUCAACUUGAUAUUUAUAAGGAGGUGAUCAAAAGUUUGCAUAGAUUGGCACAACAUUUGGGUGGUUUAAGAAGUUGUUGUGGAUUACAAUGGGAAAUUAUUAAAGACGAGAAAAGUAAAAGUGGUGAAAAUUCAACGGAUCAAACGAAAUCGUCUGAAGAUUUCAAUCAAAAUAAAAAUCAAAGUGGAAACUUUUCAGAUGAAGAAGAAUUCGGGGAUUUGGGUAUCUUGUUAGAAUUCAUUCGAUACGUUGGACCUCCAAUGAAAUCUUUAGUGUUCACAUGUAAACAAACCAUCUCACAUUUACAAGAUCAAUUUAUUAAAUCACCUUCAGCAUUUUCAAAAACAACCCCGACAUUACUUCAGCAAAAUUUAAAAUCUGCUUUAGACUUGUUUGAAAAGUCGCAAUCAAGAUCACUUACAGGUCUUUAUCGUAAAAAAACCGCGAGUAGUAGACCAAACGAAGAAGUUUUUUUAAUUUACUUUUUUGUAUUCAAUUUACAAGAAUUUACGAGAGAAUUAACGGAUUUAAUAGACCUAGUCAAAGACAAAUUUCCUGAAAAUACAAAUAAUUUAUUUGAUACGAUUCAAACACCGAAACCAAAAACUUUAGCACAUAAACUUACUAUUAAAAUUUGGCAAUCACUUUCCUGGUUUAGGCAAUUUGAAGUUAAAUACGCUUUUAAGGCCGCUGUUAGUGCUGCUAUUUUGGCAAGUCCCGCGUUUAUUGAGGAAACGAGAGAAAUUUAUAGAGAAUAUCGUGGUGAAUGGGCUUGUAUUUCUGUGAGCAUAUUUUUUUCGGGCAAUUUUUUUUCCUCCUUUUGA
This is a messenger RNA of Funneliformis geosporum, 2265 nucleotides long. Lineage: Eukaryota; Fungi; Glomeromycota; Glomeromycetes; Glomerales; Glomeraceae. The record is from the annotation of a GenBank genome assembly.